Messenger RNA from Bemisia tabaci, 5858 nucleotides. The record is from RefSeq and is a predicted model, not a curated record. NCBI's taxonomy places the organism in Eukaryota, Metazoa, Arthropoda, Insecta, Hemiptera, Aleyrodidae.
UGAGUUCGUGACCCGUGACCAUUGCGUGACCCCAACUUGGCGUGACCCCAUGCAGCCCCCCCUCCCCUCGGGACGCCAUCUCUUUUCCUUUGUUUAUUUAUUUAUACAGUUCUGUUCUUUAAGGCAAUAAGGCAUCUUCUUAGUCGUAAAGAAUUCCGGGCUCCAGAAAAAGAUAGAAGCCAACCCAAAUCCUCAAUUUCAGUUCAGUGUGUCUUUGAUCUUUGAUCCUCGCUACCAGCUUGAAAGUACCUCGUCCUAUUUAAUUUCAAUAGAUUUCACGCUACCUCAAAGUAUUCUGCUCUAUCAAGCCUUUCUUUUAAUUUUCAAAUGACAAGUGAACAAAAAAAUGUCUGGAGUGUGUGGUCGGAAGAAAGUUCCAAAAAAAGCUCUAUCGAAAGAAGCUUUACGUGUGACAGCUCAGAAGAAAAAAGAAACUACCAUCAAAGCAAUGGCUAUUAUCGAGAAAAUGAUAGACAGUAAAGUAGAAGAAAAGUGGUUGCUUGAUUCAGUGCAUUCAAUCACUCAAGAUCAGUAUCAAGAUGUUACAGAAGAGAGGGCCAUUACAGAACUUUGUGGUUAUCCAUUGUGUUGUAACAUUUUGAAAAAUGUUCCGUCCAAAAUAUACCAUAUCUCUACGAGACAAAACAAAGUCUACGACAUCACUGACCGAAAGAAUUUUUGUAGCAGUGGAUGUUACAAAGCAUCUAUCUUUUUGAAGGAUCAGUUAUUAAGUAGUCCUCUAUGGUUGAGAGAUGCUGAAGGAAGACCCGAUUACAAAAUUCUUCAUAUAGAUAAAGGCGGAAGUCUUGGAGCAGAAGUCGAUUUUGGACAUUCCCGAGUUCGUUUAUCCGAAGUUAAUUUGCCAAGCAAUGUAUCAACUGCUGAAGAUGAUGCAUCUGUACUCGGAGACCCACCAAAUUCCCUCAGUGAAAGUGAAAAACUGCCUCAAGAUCCAACGGAUGAAGGAAGCACUACCCAGGAAAACGUACUUUGUGGCCAAGAAUCUGAGGAACUUUCAACUUCAUUAGUAUCUGAGAAGCUUUCAACCAUAACUCAGGUUAAACUUAAAGAAAAUGAGAGCUCUGAAGGCAGAGAAAUUUUGCCAUCCAAUGACAAAGGGGAGCAAGUUUGUUUCACUAACCCUAAUUCAUCAAAGAACCAUAAUAAUGGGUCAGAGUCAAUUACUGUCCCUCAAGAAGAUACCGAAAAAUUUGAAAAUUUUGUGUCUAGUUUAGGUAGUUCUGAAAACACAGAAUUAGCUGCAGAUGAUACCCCUUCCUUGCAGGGUAAUCUAUCACCGAGCAUGAGGAGUGACUCCAACAAUGACUCUGUCAGUUUAUUAGCCUCAGCCUCCAAAGAGAAAAGUACAAAGAAUUUGAUAUUUCAAGAAAGCUCCUGUUCAGAAAUCUGUGAAAAGGGACAUUCCAUGGCUUCCACCACUAAUGUAUCUGUGCAAGACAGCACUGACUGUUUAGAAAAUUCGGACUCAACAGUAGUCAAAAAUUGUUCUGUGAUCUCUGAAAGCUGCAAUGAACAAUCAUCUGGGGUAGAAGGAAGCUCUCAUUUGGCAAAUUCUACUCUGAAGUCCAAUUCUAUAAAUUCACGUGCAGAAACUACCUUAAAUGUUCCUGUGAGUAAAUCUAGUGAAAGUUCCUGCAGUAGAACAAAAUUAGAAAGCUCUACAACUGAGUCGAAAUCUAGUGAGCAUUCAGUUUUUAAGAAACAACGACAUAAAACAAAAAAGCAAGAAGAAAACAUCGACCGGAAGAAAAUUUUACUUGAAGUUGUGAAACAUAUAGAAAAAUGUCUCCGAGAAUGGAUGACCUUCGACUCACUGGUCUUCCUUCUUGGCGAGGAGUCCGUCAAAAACUCGCUACGUUUAAAAGGCGCAGAUUUCAAGGAUUGUCAAAACUUAUGCGGAACAGAUGCAAGUACCUACGAGAAAUACUUGAGCAUUUGCAAGAAGUUGAACAUGUUAGAACUGGAAGAUGCUAGAGCAGACGCUGCUGCAAAAGAAAAAAAUGCUGAUCUGAAGCCGCUCCCUGAUUACAGUCUGCUACAAAGAGAGGCCAAGCAAUUGGAAAUCAAAGUCAGAUCUUUUUAUGAAGGAAGCACGAGAAUAGAGAUAGAAGAAGCGACUCCCCAAAACUGCAAUAAAGAGGAUGAUGAGGGCGUAGUCUUACCAUUAGUGGAUUUGCAUGCUCAAAAGGCUCUUAGGAGGAGAAUUGUCCUAGAUCGUCUAAAUGUUAUAUUGCCUGACCUUGGAAGAACACUGAAUCUUAGUACUUUCAACUUAACUUCAGCUGUCAGAAGUCUCAGCCAAACAUUUAAUUUUAGUUCCAGCAACAUUACCUUUAAACCUCCUGAGUGGUAUUUCAUUGCAAUGGUGCUUGUCAAAUUAUUAUCUCUGCAAGACAAGAACAUGCACAUCCUGUUAGAAAGUGGCUCAUCAGAAAAGUACCUCACACUUCUCCUCAUGAAUUGGGGCUUGGAUGCUGGUUAUUUGGAUAGACUGAUCUUGUGGUUGAUGGACAUAGAUUAUCUUCUUCAAAAAACUAGCUGAGAUUUACUCUUCAUUUAAUAAAUCGAGGCAGUCCUGUUGAUGACGAAGAAGACGAGGAAAUCGAAGUUAUAACAUUAUCUUCUGAUACCGAAUCGGAUUAAACUAAUUGUAAGCAUUUGUUCGUUUUAAGAAAGAAAAAAAUACAGUAAAGUAAAAUGAAUCGUAUCGAAUCAAUCAAUUUGAAAAAAAUUAGUUUCGUAGUUACGCAGAGUUUUUUUUAGAAAAUUUGUUUUUUCGCAGAAGGGGAAGUAUAUUUCGGCUUCAACAUUUAAGUUCAAAACUGAGUGAUUAAAAAAUGAAAAAAAUUAAGUAAAAUAGUAAAGUUUCAGGAGACGUGUAAAAUGGACAGAAUCAAUUGUUUUUUUCGGUGUAAAAUUGAAAGGACUCACCUGAGUAAAAAAAGGCAGAAGAUGAUGAUGAAAAAAGGAAUUGUUCCCAAAACUGACGAGGAGAGUAUCGGCUGAAGAAUCCUGCACCGGACACAAACGGUAAGAAAAUAAAACUUCUUAAUUUUUUUCCGCACUUGACACAAGGGAAGGCGAGGACCGUUAGGCUGACACAAGUGUAGGCUAGCGGGAGCGCGGCGUCAUUUAUAAGGUGGGCUCUACGGCGAGUGUGGGGAACAUGGAUACUGGAGGGAGAAUAUUGCGCAGUAUGAUGGAAGUGUUUACUUAUUCGACUUGGUGUGAUUUUUUUCAGGGAGCAGAGGGGAAUGAUACAGCAGAAGGUUACAAAUUUUCGUUUCUCCUGUCAUAGAAGAGUACGUAUUGCACAAUAUUAUGUUUUGUGUUUACAUAUUGAAAUAUUUUUUGUAAUUUUCUCCGCGGAAACUCGGCCCACUCCUUGUUAUAGUGUGUUCGAGGUUGUAGUUAUUGCACAAAAUGAAGCAAAUUUUUUUUUUGACAACGUGAACCUUGUAUGGUUGCAUCAGAAAAACGAGUAGUUUCUGCACAAUCUAGGAUUUGAUAUAAAAUGGACUGAAAACGAUACAAAGCUAGGGGGGGCCCCGAGGGUAGUCACGCAAACGCAGGCAGUGGGGCGUAGCAUGGUCAUGAAUUGGCUAUGAUGUCAAGUUUAAUUAUGAAUUUCAGUGUCUGUUUGGAUGGUAUUUCUAACGAAAAAAAAUGAGGAAUUCUUCUACACAAUCUGGGAUGGACAAGAAGGAAUCAGUCAUUACGAAUUUCUGAGAGUAACAUAGUCUGAUACGACACAAAGCAAGCCGGGCCCACGAGGGCCCGGCUUGCUGGAGUGUGGUGUACUUUGUAAGGGUGCUAUCUUCUUAAUCUGACACAAUGCAUUAUUGGGCUAAAAAUUAGGAAACUUAUUGUUUAACAUUACAGCACACGUAUCCUUGAGCAGAUUGUGACGACACAAAGCAAGGGGCCCUAGCGGGCCCCUUGCUGGAGUGUCCUACGGCUUCUAAAUAUAGUUGUUCGCAUGGGUGUCCUUGCGUAGAUUGAGACGUCUUGCAACAUUUGGCAAGUAAGGGUCUAACUGCACGGGGGAAUUGGGCGCGUUCGUGAGGUCAGUGAGGCCUAAGGACGGCUCACGCAGUGGACCCUGUAAUUAUUCAUCACUCCGGCACAGAGGAAAAAGUAGCAUAAGUUAAGACGCAACAAAGCAAGAGACGCUCUGCUGGAUCGUAGUACAGGCUCGGUGGAUAGAUGUAAAUUGCGGUAUUGGGCUAGACAUUAGGCAACUUGUUGUUCAAAAUUAUCGCAUGCGUGUCCUUGCGUAGAUUGAGACGUCACAGAGCAAGGGGCCCUGGCGGGCCCCUUGCUGGAGUGUGUUACGGCUUCUGAAUAAUAGUUGUGAACUGCGGUUUUCGGGUAAAAUAUUAGGACAUAUGUUGUUUCGUAUCAGUAAACGUGUGAUUACCGUGAGAAGAUGUGCUCGUCAUUAGCACGGAUGCAUUUUGUGCUUAUUAUAAGCACAAAGUGCAGGAUGCAGUUUGUGCUCACGAUGAGCACACAGUGCAAGAUGCAGGUUGUGCUCAUUAUAAGCACAAAGUGCAAGAUGCAGUUUGUGCUCAUUAUAAGCACAACGUGGGAGAUGCAGUUUGUGCUCAUUAUAAGCACAACGUGGGAGAUGCAGUUUGUGCUCAUUAUAAGCACAAAGUGCAUGAUGCGGUUUGUGCUCAUUAUAAGCACAAAGUGCAUGAUGCAGUUUGUGCUCACGAUGAGCACACAGUGCAAGAUGCAGGUGUGCUAAGACAUAUAUUUGCUACCUACUUGCACUCGCUCCAUCACUCGGGGAAGAGGAGCGAGCCCCGUCUCUGUAAAUGCUAUAAGGUCGUGAAUCAUCUCCGCAAUUGGAUGUUUGUCAAAUUUUUUCUGCCGUUGCUCCAUUGUUAUCUUUUUAGUCGCGAUUUUUUUGUCCUUCUGGAGUUGGAUCUCGUCUUCCAGAAGAGCUUGUGUCGGUAUUUCCGGAGUUUCGGACCGGCUCCGCGAUUUUUCUCUUUCCGUUUCGGAUUCCGAAUCCACCACACUCGAAAUUUCUACCAGACGCGCUUUCUUCAUCAACCGAUUUUCGAGUUUGCUCUUCUUCCCCUCCGUAAUGUUGGAAUAUCGCGUCAAGUCCGCAUCCCGCUUUUUAGUACCCGGUUACGAUUUUCUCGCUGCGGCACUUAAGCGGAAAUCGUCGGGGCCAAAAGAAAACGCACUCAAAUCAUGAAGGAAAUAUUUAUUGAGUGAUAGGCAUGGUCACGCUAAUUAUUAACCAUGUUAUCAACCUAUGUUCGUGUAAUCGACGGAAUUGCGUUUUGACUUUAGAUCGAAUUGUUUCGGAAAAAUUGAUACCCUCUCCCAAUUCCUUAUGGAACCCUGCAUCUUGAAAUUCCUGAACCCCUUGAGCGAGAGGGAUACUUUUGGAGUUAUGGAGUUAAAAUGCACGUACAUUGUUUAAUAAUGAUACAGGGUGAAGCUUAUCAGAAAAUCUAGGGACAAUGUAGAAACCUUACAAUAAAUUUAAUUCAACAGUCAAAAGUUGAAGAAUAGUCAAGAAAUUUUGUAAUCUUUAAAUUUUUUGUGUUGCCAAAACUUUGAAACGCCUAUGAUUCGAACCCAUGAUUUCUAUCAACAGAGUUUUGCAAUAAAUAAGGUCUUAGAUUUCCGCUCGGACCGAAAAUUGAUUUAUUCAUUUAGACUGAAGAUUCUUGUAUUUAUCUGUUAAUUUUUUUUAUUCUUCGUUAAUGUACCAUUUGUGUGUGUUUUUUUUAAAAUUGUUAUUUGGUCACCUCAUCGUGGGUUGUCUAUUUUGUUAUGAAUGAAAAUAAACAUUUUAAUUUAAAUUUGAA